AAUUUAUUUGCGAAAGCCUGUGGCUCUAAACAAAAAUUUUACCUAAGUUUUCUGCACCUGCUGAAUUUUUCAUUCCAAAAUACGUGUAAUGUGUAUAGUGAUGUGGUAUAUGAAACCCACAUUUUGCAUAAAUAUGAUGGCGAUCUGUAUGGGCACUUGCUUAAGGUUUGCAUUGUUGGUUACCUUCGCCCGGAACGUAAUUUUGAAUCCCUCGAUGAUCUUAUUAGCGCUAUACAAAGAGAUAUUGAAGACGCCAAAAAACUUUUAGAUAAUGACGAGGAAAAAUGUAAAUUGCAGCAUUCAAAAUUCUUUCAAGCGAACUACAUUGAAAAUGAAAAAUCUGCUUCAACCCAUUUUAAAGGUGAAAAUAUAAAAAAUGGAUCAUAGAAAUCAGUAUGCUGUAAUUAUGAAA
This is a messenger RNA of Ceratitis capitata (Mediterranean fruit fly), 412 nucleotides long. Its product is annotated as putative riboflavin kinase. The record is from RefSeq and is a predicted model, not a curated record. Gene Ontology annotation, cellular component: mitochondrion. The annotation marks the transcript as partial. Gene Ontology annotation, biological process: riboflavin biosynthetic process; FMN biosynthetic process. The transcript has 2 exons. Gene Ontology annotation, molecular function: riboflavin kinase activity. Lineage: Eukaryota; Metazoa; Arthropoda; Insecta; Diptera; Tephritidae.